Caenorhabditis bovis is the source of this 543-nucleotide messenger RNA. Lineage: Eukaryota; Metazoa; Nematoda; Chromadorea; Rhabditida; Rhabditidae. The record is from the annotation of a GenBank genome assembly.
AUGUCGAAAACAACAAAACAAGGACUUGCCGACUCAAAAAAGAUGUCGAGUGAGCUAUUCUGUCUCACUUACGGCUCUCUUGUUACCGAAAUGCUGAAAGACUAUGAAGAUCCGAAGGAAGUGACAAAGAAGCUCGACCAAAUGGGUUUUAACAUUGGAGUGCGACUUGCUGACGACUUUCUUGCCAAAAACGCGAAUGUUCCGAGAUGUCGCGAUGCCCGUCAAAUCGCCGAAUUCUUGUGCAAAAAUGCUCUUCCUUGUUAUUUGGGCGUCUCUGCAUCUUCUUCAAAUUGGACAAAUGGCGAUCGCGAGUUCACAAUCACUCUCGAAUCGAAUCCGCUCACUGAGCUCGUGCAAGUUCCUCCGAAUCUUGUUGCCUCUGGCUUAAGUUAUUCGCAAUUAAUUGCCGGAGCAAUUCGAGGAGGUCUCGAAGCUGUCCAUUACAAGGUUCUCGCUUCGGCUUCAGACAACGGUUCCAGCACGAUGAUCCAAAUUCGAUUCGAAGGUGUCCUCAAGGACAACAUCCCGGCGGGAGAAGAUUAA